AUAAGAAAAUAAACAGAGACGAGAUUUUUAAUUUUUCGUGAUUUUACGAGACUCGUAGCGAAAAAAGUCAACAAAAAUCAACUUUUAAUCGUUACCAAACGCUAAAAUCUCCUCGCACAGUCCACGAAAAAAAAAUCUCAUUCACCCAGAGACGGCCUUUCGAAGAAAUUUUUAUACGGAAAUCCUACGCACUUCUUGUUAUUUAUUUAAAUCUCAAUUGAUAAAAAUUCCUCAAACAAAAGAUGUUUCAACAAAUUUCCGUGUUGCUUGUGUGAUAUUAACCGUCAAAGAUGAAUCUACAAUCGCUGUUUCAGGAUUUUAAUCCGAGUAAAUUCAUUGUGCACACAAGUUUGCUCGUUUUCGUCGUGCUGUUCAGCUUAAAAUUAGAUAAAUUAAUUGAUUGGCCCUGGUAUUGCGUUUUCGCGCCUUUGUUUGUGUGGAAAGCCAUCGCUACACUCGGUGCGUUUGUUGGAUCAAUAAUUUGGUGUCGAAACCCGCAUUAUCGACUCGAGAAUGAUUCGUACAGCCAUUUCAAGGCGAUGCUGAUAUCGUUGUCGCUGCAUCUCAUUUUGCUGAUGUUCGAGUUGCUGGCAUGCGAUCGUCUCACGUCGCAACGUCAUUUGUGGGUUCUGGUCUUCAUCCCGUUAAUUUUCGGUUCCGUAGCGUCAGUUGGUGCCUGCGUAUGGAGCGUCAAGCACGAACGUUCCUUCGAACUUGAGCUUUUUUGUGCCGUCAAUGCGUUGCAAUUCGUCUUCCUGCCGCUGAAACUCGACGAAUUCGUGUCGUGGUCGUGGGAAGUCGUCUUCGUGCCGCUCUGGAUCGUGCUGUGUCUCAGUCUCGUUGGCGUGCUUUACAACAUCAUCUUUUGCGUGAUUCUGCUGAAAACGCAGGAAGUGUCGCCGCAACAAAAACGCACGGCUGUCAACUCGGCGAUCGGCAAUUGUUUCACGGUGCUUCCCAUUUUGGUGUUUCAGGUGCUGUUGGCUGACAAGCUCGAUGGCGACUUAAAUUUGCCUUUUAUUGCGGUAUGUGCGCCCCUCAUACUCGCCCUUUUUUCGCUCGUGUUGCUUAGUUUUAGUGCGAAAGGCGGGAAUCGUUGGUGGUUCGGCAUCCGCAAGAAUUUCAGCCAAUUUUUGCUCAGUGCGUGUCCUUGUCUGCAAGAAUACGGAAAUAUUUCGUACACGAUAGACCGCAAUCAGCAAAGCGUGCCAUUGGAAACGAACGAAUUUGAAUUUGAAAAGUACGACAAGAAGAGCAAAAAGGCUCUCAGCAAAAAAAUGGAAAGUUUGAAGCCAGUUGUGCCCAUCAUCAGCAUCGAGCUACCAGAUUAAUGACAAAAAAAACACAGGACUGAAUGCCGCUUUAAUAGCUUCGCAUUACAAUUUUGCCUCCGAUUAACAAACAAAAAAAAAAUAUUAAAAUAAUUUGCUUUAAUUUUUUUUUAACAAAAUAUUAAUUUAAAAAAAACAUAUCUUAAAGAAAAAACAAAUUGAAUUGCAAAAAAUAUUAUUUUUCAUUAAUUUUUUUUUUGUUCGAACAAUUUUAAGCAAUUUUUUUAAUUUCAACUUGUUUAAAAAAUGUGAUGAUGAAAAUUUUAGAAAAUAGUGAAACAAAAGCAAAAAAAUAUUAUGGAAAAAAUUGGAAAUAUUUAGAAUACUUAAAAAAAAAUGUUGUAAAAAAAUAGAGUGACACACAAGAGAUAAUUAUUAUAAAAUAAUUAAUUGAAUAUCUUUUAAAG
Molecule: messenger RNA, 1738 nt
Organism: Culicoides brevitarsis
Lineage: Eukaryota; Metazoa; Arthropoda; Insecta; Diptera; Ceratopogonidae
Product: transmembrane protein 185B
Exons: 3
Coding region: 291-1331 (346 amino acids)
Source: RefSeq, a predicted model, not a curated record